Molecule: messenger RNA, 2001 nt
Organism: Amblyraja radiata (thorny skate)
Lineage: Eukaryota; Metazoa; Chordata; Chondrichthyes; Rajiformes; Rajidae
Gene: lrit1a
Product: leucine-rich repeat, immunoglobulin-like and transmembrane domains 1a
Exons: 4
Coding region: 1-2001 (666 amino acids)
Cellular component (GO): endoplasmic reticulum membrane
Molecular function (GO): protein binding
Source: RefSeq, a predicted model, not a curated record
AUGUCGCUUGCCGCUUGCUUGUGUUCCUGGUUGUGCUUUGGUUCUCUCGCUGUAGGGUUCUGCCUGUGUCCUCCACAGUGCACCUGCACCUUCCACAGCAGCAUCGAUGAACUCAAGGCAAGGACUGUACUGUGCAACAAUCCAGAAAUGACUUUGAUUCCAGGUAACAUUCCUGAUGACACUUUAACACUGGUGAUCGAGCGAACAUUAGUUAGACAAGUCUCCGCGCACGCGUUCUCCUCUGCUUCCCGGCUGGAGUGUCUCAGGUUGGCCUUCAACUCCAUCAGCGAGUUCAGUGGGGAGAGUCUUCAGGGUCUGAUAAGACUGAGGGAACUUCGGCUAAACGACAACGCUCUUUCAACCUUCCCGUGGGAAGCUCUCUCCCACCUGCCUCGUCUCUGGCUCCUUGACCUGCAUAGCAACGUUCUCUCAUCAUUCCCCUCUCAAGCAGGUAGUUACUUCAAAAACAUCACCUAUCUGGAUUUAUCAAGUAACAGGCUGAGGACUCUCUCAAUCAGUGACAUCUCAAUGUGGCUGGUGAUUCCUCCCACGGCCAGAGUGAUUUUAUCCACCGUUCAUUCAAAACUCAUCAUAGGAUUACAUAACAAUUCUUGGGACUGUGACUGCUGGUUAUCAGAACUAGUUCAUUUUGUUAAGACGCAGCAGCAUCCAACAUCAACAUUGAUGGAUCCCGGAUUAAAGUGCUCCCAGCCUGCACAUCUCUCCGGAGCUCUCUUUAGCAGCAUUGAGCUGAGUAAAUGCCAGAGCCCCAGCAUCUGUGCAGCAGAAAGUAAAGUGACUGCGGUCCCUGGAAGCACAGUCUCUCUUCACUGUGCAACCACCGGAGUUCCCAGCCCGACUAUCAGCUGGAGUAGAACGGAUAACAUGCUGCUGAACGGGACAGUUAUACAGGAAUACACCAACAGGACCCAGAGCAGGUCUACUCUCAGCCUAGAUGAUAUAUCCUACCAAGACUCUGGUGAAUAUUUGUGCCGAGCCAGUAACCUGAUGGGAACAUCUGGGGCUAUGAUGUCCCUGCUUGUGGUUGACUCUGCCAAGGCAAAGGUACCGAUCAAAAGCACGUCUGGAUGGAGAUGUCCCAGAAAACGGAGAAAUCAGAAAGCUGCCCGAUGCAAUAGGAAACUGAUUGCCCAGUAUAUGAGCAUGCUAACCAACAAGGUUUCACCCAGAGAGAUGCCGAGAAGCUCCUAUUCCAGUGGUGGGACAGAUUACUUCACCCUGCAUCAAGAUCAGUUGGAUACAGACACAAAUGCCCCGGAGUUUGUUUCCCUGAAGAUGAAUCCUUCAAAAAUUACCAGCUUGUCGGAAAAUCGCAGAAGUGUCGAUGAAUCCAGCAAUGUAACGUUGAGACCUUCAUUGACCACACCUGAAGCAGACUGUUUAGUGAGAACAGUCAGAGUGAUAGGGGGCACCUAUCACAGUGUUUCAUUGGCCUGGCGGUCACCCAAGGCCACAAACGUCACACUUUUUAGCAUUUUGUACACAACGUUUGGUGAAAGGGACAUGAAGAGGAUUAACGUGGGGCCUGGGAAGACUAAGAUCACCAUUGAUGGCUUGAUGCCGCAGAACAAGUACAUUGUGUGUGUCUGUGUGAAAGGGAUCAUCCCCAGGAAAGAGCAGUGUGUGAUCUUCUCCACUGACGAGGUGGCCCACGCGAGCGGGACCCAGAAGCUGAUCAACGGCAUAGUGAUUACUGUGGCCUGUGUGAUUUUCAUCCCCCUCACCCUCAUCGUCUGCUGCGGUGCCUUGAAGAGGCGCUGCAGGAAGUUUCUGAUCAAACCCCCCGAAGACGAUGACCAAAACAACUCCUUUGCCCCCUUUGAAAGCUUGGCAAUGGGGCCCAGGCCAGACACCACUGAGGAAGAUUAUCUCACGAAUCACAAUAAGGAUGAGGCCAACAGGCUGCUGUCACCAAGGUCCAGUUACGAUUCCGAAGAAGCAACAAUUAAUGAAGCCCAACAAAAUGAAUAUUUCUGUUGA